Molecule: messenger RNA, 2538 nt
Organism: Vitis riparia (riverbank grape)
Lineage: Eukaryota; Viridiplantae; Streptophyta; Magnoliopsida; Vitales; Vitaceae
Product: probable glutamate carboxypeptidase AMP1
Exons: 10
Coding region: 199-2316 (705 amino acids)
Molecular function (GO): carboxypeptidase activity
Source: RefSeq, a predicted model, not a curated record
AUCCACCACCCCAUUAACCCUAGCAUAUUCACGCUUUUACGUUUUCUUUCAUCUUCUUUAACUAAAAAAUUGCACCAAUAAUAACGCAUCACUUCACCGGUCACCUCACCACCACCUUCUUCUUCUUCUUCUGCCUCUGACGCUUCCCCUACGCCUCUGCUUACUUUUUCACAGCACCUUUCUCUUUCUCCCUGUAGAAUGUCUCAGCCUCACUCCUCUAAACCUACCAGCACUAUUUUCAGUUCUGUUCCAUCACCACAGUGGACUCUUCUCUUUCUUCUUUUCCUUUGCACUGUUGGUUUCUACACUCUCCACCUCCCAAACUCUGCAGCUGCCUUUUCAAAUGUCCGAGAUGCCCUCCGCUUCCGCAACAUUUACCUCUCCUUCGCCACCAACUCCACCGUCUCCGCCUAUCUCCGGGCCCUCACCCUCCACCCUCACCUCGCCGGCACCCACCCCGCCCUCCAGACUGCCCGCUUCGUCCACUCCCACUUCGCCGACCUAGGGCUUCGGACCCACACAGUUGAUUAUAGAGCUCUUCUCUCUUAUCCUUUGCACGCCUCGCUCUCGGCACAUUUUAGUGAUGGGAGCUCCAGGGAGCUGCCGUUGGUGGAGCCGGGUGGGGCCGGGGCGGAGGUGGUGAGGCCGUACCAUGCCUACUCGCCGUCGGGGGCGGUGACGGGGGCGCAGGCGGUGUAUGUGAAUCUGGGGAGGGAGGAGGACUACCGUGCCCUGAGGAGGGUCGGGGUGGAUGUUAAGGGGUGUGUGGCGGUGGUGAGAAGGGGGGAGGAGACGAGGGGAGGGGUGGUGGGGAGGGCGGCAGAGGAGGGGGCGGUGGCGGUGCUAAUGUACACGGAGGGGGAGAGUAUGAGUGGGGUUGAGAGAGGGACGGUGAUGAAAGGCUUGGGGGACCCACUAACUCCCGGGUGGGGUGGUGUUGAGGGUGGUGAGGCUUUGAACUUGGAGGACUCUCAGAUUUUGAACAGAUUUCCCAAAAUUCCAUCUAUGCCCAUUUCACCUGAAGUUGCUUACUCCAUUUUGAGGUCCCUUGAGGGCCCUCAAAUGCCCCACCACUGGAGAGGUGAUGCCCUAGGUCCCCAACCCGGUCGGGUUGGACCCGGUCCGACUCUUUUGAACUUCACGUACCAGGCGGAGAAAAAGAUAGCUACCAUUCAUAAUGUUUUUGCUAUCAUAAGGGGAUCUGAAGAGCCCGAUCGCUAUGUCCUGCUUGGUAACCACAGAGAUGCAUGGACAUAUGGAGCUGUUGACCCCAAUAGUGGAACUGCAGUGCUACUUGACAUUGCUCGUAGAUAUGCUCUUAUGAUGCGUCAGGGGUGGCAACCUCGGAGGACAAUUGUUCUAUGCAGUUGGGAUGCAGAAGAGUUUGGGAUGAUAGGAUCUACUGAGUGGGUCGAACAAAACCUUUUGAAUCUGGGUUCUAAAGUUGUAGCAUACCUUAAUGUAGACUGUGCAGUUCAAGGACCAGGCUUCUUUGCUGGUGCAACACCUCAGCUAGAUGAUCUUCUCAUUGAGGUUGCAAAGAAGGUCCAGGAUCCUGACUCAGAGAGCAUGACCAUAUAUGAUAACUGGAUGAUUACAAAUAAAGUCAUCAAUAUCCAGAGGCUAAGUGGAGUGGAUUCUGAUUUUGCUCCACUUUUGCAACAUGCAGGGGUUCCUUCUGUUGAUUUAUACUAUGGAAGAGAUUUUCCAGUCUAUCACACUGCUUUUGACUCCUAUAACUGGAUGACAAACCAUGGGGAUCCAUUGUUUCAACGUCAUGUGGCUGUAGCUGGAGUUUGGGGACUUCUAGCUCUUCACCUGGCUGAUGAUCCUAUUUUAGCUUUCAACUAUGUCUCUUACACAGAACAAUUAUGGAACUACACAAAUCUCUUACGCAACUUGGUGAAAGGUAAUGUAUCCCUGCACCCUAUAACUGCAUCCAUUCAGGAACUCGCCUCUGCAGCCAAAGAAGCUGAGGGAGAAGCAAAGAAACUGAGAGAAGAGGAAAUAAAUAGUGAGUUUUUGGUAUUGAAGAAGCGGGCAUUAAAUGAUCGACUGAUGCUUGCUGAAAGAGGCUUCCUGGAUGCUGAUGGGCUUCAAGGGAGGCAAUGGUUCAAGCAUCUGGUUUAUGGGCCUCGUGGUGACUCAGAAAGCAAGCUGAUAUUCUUCCCUGGAAUAGCAGAUGCCAUAUCUGCAUCCACAAGAAUGAAGAGGAAAGAAGGUGAAGCAGCAAUUCAGCAUGAGAUAUGGAGGGUUGCCAGAGCCAUUGAAAGGGCGUCCAGUGCUCUUAGAGGAGGAAUCUUCACUGAGAAAUGAUGAUAAAGAAAACCUACACAUAGAGAGGUGAGAUGAGACGACAGGAAUUAAUAAUAUAUGCCCUUUUGACUUGUACAUAGAUGAGGCAGUAGUGAUUUUGCUUUGUUUUUUUUCUUAUAUUAUUUGGUUUGGAUUUGAGAAACAUAUAGAUAGUUGGAUACACAGCUAUUGUAAAUUACCAUAUGUGAAAUAUUAUGUAUAUUAGUUAUUUUUUUGGUGUUC